GUGGUAUUGUGUUGAUAUUACAAAAACUUUCGCAUUUUUUCGCGGCAGUUCACAAUCGUUGUCAUCGUGCAUACAAAGCUGUUAUGUGGUAGUGGGUGUUGCUAGAAAUUGUGUGGUUUAUUAACAUUCCUAAAGGAUUUAUUUUGAACAUUUAAAAUAUUUUUUUUAAGUCUAAUAAGUGUGUGUACAAUUCAUCACUGUACAACAAAUGGCUGGAAACAACUGUCGAAAAGAGAGACAAUGGGAUUACAAAAUGCAGUGUUUCACAGAGCAAAGUAAAGCAGAUACUAGAGAGAGAGCUAUCAAAUACAUGGACGACAAAGCAGAAAGUAAAAGAUUCAUGCUCAGGUUACAUGAAGAAAGACAUGAAGCUGAAAUGGAAGACAGAAUCGUGAAGGCAAAGGAGGCCGAAAUUGUGCGUAGAUGUGAACUUGAACAAGAAGAGAGGCUUGCUCAACAAAUUGAUUUUAUGAAACGGCAAGAACUGAGAGAAAUAAAACUCAGACAGCGAUUGCGUGAAAACUGUGUAGAAUUGCGAGAAUUGGAAAGAAAGCUCAAAGCUGCAUAUGGGACUAAGGAAUUGCUAGCUCAAUGCGCAGAAAAAAAAGCUGCAGAAGCUUUGGAAAAGAAAUAUGAGAAAGAAGCCUAUGAUGUACUGAAAGAUUCAUGGGCAAAAGAAGACGAAAAGAUACGAAAGAUGCAGAAAGAAGAUUUGAUUAAAAGAUUUCAGUUUCGACAAGAACUUCAGGAUCAACUUAUUGAAGCUGAAAAGAAACGCCAAAAGGCAUAUUAUGAUUUUCUUCAGGAGAAGCAUCUUAUUGAUGAAAUUACUGCUAAAAUUCUGGAGGAGGAUUGCAAACGAGAAGAGGAGAAGUUCUUGAGUCAGGCUCGUGCCAGAGAAGAAAUUGCAAUGUUUAUGAAGCAAAGAGAGGCAGAAAAAAGAAAAAGAAAAACUGAAAUGGAAGAAGAAGACAAGACAUCAUUGCUGUAUGUGUAUGGUAAAUUGGAAAUGGGCUUUGCUGUAUGUGCACCGCAAAGCAACACUUUCCAGUCAAACAGAGAUGGUGAAGUGUUAAAGAGAUAUAUAAGAUAUCUGGAGCAGAGAGCUAUACAUGACGAAGAAGUGAGACGACUAAUGGAAGAAAAGAAAGCCAAGAGGGAGGAUUUACGAUACAAACUUGGAUUACAGCUUUAUGAACAAGAGAUGCGCAAAUUGGAACAUACUGAAAUGUGGCUGGAAUUACGAGAGGCUCAAGCCCGAUCAGCAAGCGAAGCUCAGCAACGUUCAGAACUGGAGAAUGAGCUGCGUCGUCGUUUGGAACUUCGUGAAAUGUCUAUGCUCCAGAAAGGAGAUAAAGAGCAGAAACGCAGGGAAGAGGAAGAAGAUGAUCGUAGAUGGAGAGACGAAAUGCUUGCCAAGUUUGCUGAAGAUGAUCGAUUGGAGCAACUCACUAACCAGAAGCGUUGGCAAAUGCAAAGAGAGUAUGCCCAAGCUAUCCAGAAACUCAUGGAAGACCGUCGUGCUGCCCGAGCAGAAGAGAAACAACUUUUGCUGAAGGAGCGAGAACAGGAAGAAUGCCUGGAAGCACAGAGGAGAAAGAUGAUAGAAGAGGAACGGCAGCGAAUGUUGAGAGAGCACGCUGUGGCUCUAUUAGGACACUUGCCUCGUGGAGUCCUUCGAGAAGAGGAUCUACCAUUGCUUGGAUGUGACCUUGCCAACAAAAUGCAUCAAAUGAAAGUAUCUGAAGGAGGUCCUUCAGGUGAUAACUAUUGUAUAUAUGAAAACUAAGUGGAAAAAAACAUAAUUCAAUCCCAGGUUAUUCAUUCUGUCCAAAAAGCCAAAUAUUUUCAUCUGAACAUUUGUAUAGAGUUUUUACAAGAUUACUUGGAAUAUGCGAUAUGGAAAUUUAUAGUAUGUUUGAUAAUGGUCUUUACAUUUUAUAAACUUUUUAUAUGACUUUUGUAAAAAUGUUUUAUCAAUGCACACUUCCAUCAUUGGCUACAAUUACUGGCAGAGAAAAUGGCUUCAACAGUUUUAAGAAGAAAAUUGAACAUUGAAAAUAAUUUAUGGAAUCAAUUGAUUUCAGCUUCAUGUAUAUAAAUCAUAGUUUCUUAAAGCCUUAUCAAGAAACAUUGUGCUUAAAAAAUGAACAAAGAAUUUCUGAAGUCACUGUGUGCUAAAUACUCAAUUUCUAGUCAUGUAAGAGAAGUUCUUAAGAUUGAAGCAGACAUUCCUAGGAUAAUUGUUAGAAGCUGUGUAGAUUUCAUAAGACAAUUUGAUACAUAUUUUUUUCAUUUUUGUAUCAAAGUCACACUGAAUAUAAGAUUGUUAUCAGAUUUUUUUGGUACCUGUAACUUUUUGACACAUUUGUUUCCAUUUCCUUUUAGCAUUGUGUAUUGUCAGCUUUAUUAUUUAUUGUUUUGCCUUAAGAAUUACUUAAGAAGAGACUACUGAAUAGGGUCCUUCAUGAGAUGAUUUUGCAGAAGCACCAUGUCUGUUAAUAGAAUAACUGCUAGAUAUCAAGCCAAUUGGGAAAGACAGGCUCAGAAUUUAUAGUAAUAAAAAAUGCGACGUGCAUGUAUGUAUAAUAGUACAUCUAUAUAUGUACUUAUUUUUUUCAAAUAUUUAUUUAUUUAUGUAAUUAGUGAUACAGGCAAAGUGGUAAUACACAUUCACUGAUGAAAAGCUGACGGCAUGAAUAUAAUAUUAUGUAAUUAAUAUUUAAAAACUUAACUAUUAAGUAAACAAAAAAAAAAACAUGAAAUAUCGUAAAGUAUGAAGGACAAUAACAUUAAAUGCAUACAUCUAUUUGCAAAGUGAUCAUAGAUGUUUUCGGAUUCAUUAAUCAAAGAUGGUGUCAUGGUAGGCUAUUCCACAGAUCUACAAUACUAUUGCUCAAGAAGUUUUUCUGUUGAACCUAUUUGUCUUCAUUUUAGAAGUUUCAUAGAAUGUCCUCUGAGAUCUAGGUUGGUAGAGUAUAAGAAUAUAUCUUGCAUGUCAAUGUUGUAAUAUCCAUGAACAAUUUUGAAGAUGUUGGCAUACACUCUUCUUUCACAUAGUAAUGCUAAUCUCAACCUGCCUUGUCUUGUUCAUAUGGGAGAUGUUUUGGGUCAAUAGGUAUACACAUUGCUUUUCUUUGGGUAUUUUCAAAUUAAUAUAAUAACUACCAACCUGCAAAAAAACACAGUCCCUUCAGUUCAGUUCAGUCAAGACUGCUAGCAUAUUUUCACCAAGGUAAUAAGGAAGUUUUGGAUUAUUCUUGCCUGUAUGCAUAACAGUGCAAUUUGACUCAUUCAAUAGUAUUAUCCAUGUCAUGGACCAUCUUUGCGCAGCAUCUAGGUCACCUUAUAAUUGGUCAUGGUUUGUUAACAGCCUCAUAGCUUGUAAAACAAGUACUAAUAUGAGCAUUAGUGAACAUCAUCUUUUAGUAUUCAGUUAAGAAAGGAUCAUUUAGAAUUUGUGGCAUAUCCUCUUGUUUCCUUCCUCAUCGUUACAGAUUUCAUUACAUAAAUCAUCAUUACUUUCUUGGAAUUCUUGAAGUAUAUUAUUUCUUCUCUGAUAAUGCUCUGCUAUUUCUUUGGACACCUUGUGUAUGAUCUGUGAGAUUUUUGAUCUUCUAAUUAGAUUUUAAUGGCCUUAAGCUUUCUGUAAACCCUUCUUAUUUUCUAAAGUAUCACACCUACCUUUAAUUAUACCACCUUCAUUCUUGAAAACUGCAAGAAAAAGUUUUCUCAGACAAAACACUUUAGCACCUUAACUCAAUCACACCAUCAUUAUUCAUCACUUUAAAUAUGUAAUAAAAAAAGCAAAGAAAAUUUAAAAUAAAUAUCAUU
Molecule: messenger RNA, 3834 nt
Organism: Gryllus bimaculatus (two-spotted cricket)
Lineage: Eukaryota; Metazoa; Arthropoda; Insecta; Orthoptera; Gryllidae
Source: the annotation of a GenBank genome assembly